This is a messenger RNA of Nylanderia fulva, 2876 nucleotides long. The record is from RefSeq and is a predicted model, not a curated record. Lineage: Eukaryota; Metazoa; Arthropoda; Insecta; Hymenoptera; Formicidae.
CAUUGAUUAUCGGCGAUCUUCCGCCCGCUUUCCUUCCUUGAGACCUCGCAGAGACCCGCACUCUCGCCGCUUCUUAGCCUCUUCUUCCCGCUUCACCAUCGCAUGUUGCACCAGCGCGACAAUGUUAUCUGCACAUCGUAUUACGAAUUUGUUGUCCGCACGAUUUUUGUACACGUAACACGUGAAAUUGUCGCCGAUCUGGCCAGACUGACGUCUCGCGCUGCCGCCAAUCGCCGAGCGGUGAUUUUCGCACCCUCAAGUUGCCCGUCCGCUCAUCGAUCAUCUGUUCGGGAGGCAGCGAACUUCACUCCGUUACCUCGGAUUGUUUACGAUCGAACGCUGAUUAGACGCUAAAAAUUCGAAAGCUUGCCUUUUCUCUUUCUUUUACAGGAGGAUUCUUCAGCGAGGAUAUUCGCUAAUCUAAAGUCAGUUAAUAUUGCUGUGAUUAAUUGUUAAGUAUUUAAAUAAUUAAGAGAAUGGUUCUCACGAAGGAGUAUCGCAUUUGCAUGCCGCUCACCACGGAAGAGUAUCGCAUUGGUCAGUUAUAUAUGAUUGCUAGACAUAGUCAUGAACAGUCUGAUAACGAUGAAGGAGUAGAAGUAGUAGAAAAUUCUGCCUGCGAAGAUCCUGUCCAUGGAAAGGGUCAGUACACUGAAAAAAGGAUUCAUCUUUCCAGUAAACUCCCUUACUGGAUACAAUCUAUUCUACCUCGAAUAUUUUAUGUGACGGAGAAAGCAUGGAAUUAUUACCCGUUUACUAUAACAGAAUACACUUGUUCCUUUAUACCAAAGUUUCACAUAGCAAUAAAUACUCGAUAUGAAAACAACAAUGGUUCCACAGAGAAUUGCUUAGAAUUGUCACCCAUUGAAUUGAUUCAUCGGGAAGUUGAUUUCGUUGACAUUGCAUAUGAUGAGAUCUCUGCAAAACAUUAUAAAGAAGAAGAAGAUCCAAAGUUUUUUCAAUCAAAACGAACAGGACGUGGUCCUCUGGUUGAAGGUUGGAGAGAUACAACACAACCCAUAAUGUGUUCGUACAAAUUAGUUCACGCGUCGUUCGAAGUCUGGGGCAUGCAGACACGAGUAGAAGAUUUUAUACAUAGAUGUAUAAGGGAUAUCCUGCUGCUGGGUCACAGACAAGCCUUUGCUUGGAUUGACGAGUGGUACGACAUGAAUUUAGAAGACGUGCGGCAGUACGAGCAGAAGAUGCAGACCGAGACAAACGAGAAAGUCAGAUUGAGAAAUGAGCUAAACGAAAAGCCACCUGGUACACCAACUUCGCCUGCGCCAACAUCGCCGACGCCGAAGUCGCCCACGCAACAGAAUCGAUCGUGGUUUUCUUGGUCAAAUCCUCGUAAUAAAUAUUUCAGCUCCUCGUUAGAAGAUGACAACUUUCAGAAUAAUAUAAAAGACAAAGAGGAUCCUACGAGCAAAAUGCUUGUCGUUGAUCGUGCCGAUAGAGACGCAGAGCCUCUGAAUUCAAGAGACGCCUCUUCUUCUUCAAAUGUCAUUCUGCCACAGAAAUUCAUUCCGAAGAUCGAAAAUAUUUUCCAAUCUCGUCGAGGUCCGGUUUCUCGUAUCUUCGAUCAAAGUAGAAAUACGAUCGAGAAAUCUCCGAAUCUUGUUAAUCAACAAUACAGUCUUACAUAUCCUCGAAAAGAAUUUAAUUCCGCAGAUUUCAGUCUGCCGGAAAUUAAAAGUGAUUCUUACGAUCAUCCCUUUGAAGAUGUAAAUAUUUGGAAGCCGAUAAAAAAUGAUGAGUUCUUCGAUAAUUGGGACGACAUAAAAGAUUCAUCACAGUCUUCAAAUCUGGAACAGUUAAAACAAGCUGAAAAUAUUUUUUUAGAAAUGUAUCCUUCGAAAGAACAAAAAAUUAUUACUGAAGAUAAUAAACAAAUCGAGAAGUCUUAUAUGCUUCCUAAGAAUUUAGAUACUCAGCAAUUGAUGGAUAAUAGAGAGACCUUCGAUGAUUGGAAUUACGCUUCAUACAAGGACUCCCAGGAAUCAGCAAAAAAUAAUCGAUUGCAGGAAACUGGAAAAAAUUGGCUGCAAGUGUUUCCAACGAUGAGAAAGAAUAUCAAACAUUUUGAAAACGAAAAAGGCAAGCAUAAAGAAUUCGCGGAGCAGGAAAACAUGAAUCAGGAAUAUUUUGAAGACGAGACUGUACAGGAUACCAUCGAGACUAAACAAAAUAGAUAUAAUCCUUAUGCUCUUCAACAGAAUACAAAUACUUGGGCGACAAUACCAGAUGAAGAACUUUUCGAUAACUUGGAUUUCACGCGCAAAAACUCACAAAAGAUGAAUCAAUUAGAAAUAUAUCCUGAAGAAAAUAAUGAUAAGUACUUUCAGAAUGAGAAAUAUGAUGAUAUGAUCCUUGAAAGUCAAACACAAACUAGUAAUAAUCGCGCACCCAUAAUUAAUGCCUAUAAUGCUCACAUCUUUCCUCAAAAUUUAAAUGAUGCGAAGUAUCCUAUCGAUUCCUCGGAAAUACAGAAAAUACCCGAAGCUAAAAGUAAUAUAUUACGUGCAAAUCCUAUGGAAGAAAUGGAUGACAGGUUCUUUGUGGACGAAGAUAUUACUCAGGACGCGGAUAUCCAAGAUUUGAUUAACACUCAGUUUUUGACGAGACUUGAUCCUGAUCUAUUAGAUGAUGUUGAAGAUCUUCCACUAGAACCAACCGAACCGACAUCAAUAGAAUCCCUUACAGAAUUUUCCAUACCUAAGCAAUAACAAAAAAUUAUUAACAUUAUACAUGAUGUAUCUUAGUGAAUCAUUUUUUAUCUUAAGUCUUUUUAAAUUCUAUAACCUUUUCUUAAUAAAAAUGCGUCUGAAGAAAUCCAUAGUUUUAAGUUUCAAACUAUUUAAAAUAAUUGCUUCAGA